Messenger RNA from Athalia rosae (coleseed sawfly), 1279 nucleotides. It is a transcript of the gene Ak1, whose product is annotated as adenylate kinase isoenzyme 1. Gene Ontology annotation, cellular component: cytosol; cytoplasm. The record is from RefSeq and is a predicted model, not a curated record. Gene Ontology annotation, molecular function: AMP kinase activity; ATP binding. Lineage: Eukaryota; Metazoa; Arthropoda; Insecta; Hymenoptera; Athaliidae. Bases 349 to 918 code for a protein of 189 amino acids. The transcript has 6 exons. Gene Ontology annotation, biological process: nucleoside triphosphate biosynthetic process.
CUGCCAGAGUUACACCGUUUUCAGUCGAUAUAUAUAUCCCACGAUUCUGUAUUAUAAUCGAGCGACGUUUUCUCGAGGUCCAGUUUUAACUACAACGUGAUCGCUAGCAACCGUGCUAGCAACCUGCGGAGUGUCAUAGCUAACGGCACACACCUCUUCUGGUGGAUCUUCGUAUCGAUAUUCUCCCUCACACAUUUCUCCUCCGUAAACGAGAAACGGGAUAAAAUAAUAACUCUGCGAAUCCACAAAGGUGAUCAAAAUUGCAUUCAGGCACAGAAAAAAGUAGAUCGUAACAAGAUCGAGUUACCAGCUUGCCGUUGCGAGAGCAAUUUACCUAAAUCAGGAAAGAUGACCGUGACAUUGUGGGUCGUUGGUGGUCCAGGAUCCGGAAAAGGAACCCAGUGUGAAAAAAUCGUUGAGAAAUAUGGAUUUCUGCAUCUGAGUAGUGGAGAUCUUUUGCGGGAAGAAGUCGCUAGCGGGAGCCCGAGGGGUGGUCAACUCCAAGAGCUCAUGUCAAAGGGACUCUUCGUUCCUUCUGAUGUGGUACUCUCGUUGAUCAAGGAGAGGAUCAAUAAAGGAAAGGAGGACAAGGUCCCCGGGUUCCUCAUCGACGGUUAUCCCCGGGAGCUCAGCCAGGGACUGGAAUUUGAAAAAGAAAUCGGAACGGUCGACCUUGUACUGUUCUUCGACGUCGCGAACGAAACGUUGACGAAGAGACUCUUGGGCCGUGCUGCUUCGUCGGGAAGGGCUGACGACAACGAAGAGACGAUCAAAAAACGCAUCGAGGUUUUCAAUGAAAAAAAUGGUCCGAUCAUCGAACACUACAAGGCUAAGGUCGUCAAGAUAAACGCUGAAGGCGGAGUCGAUGAGAUAUUUGCCGAAGCUACAAAGGCGAUUGAUGCGGUCCAAAAAGCAUAAAAUUCAAAACAACGAUGAUUAUUAUCGCCGCUGUUCUAGAUAGAUAAUUUAUUUAUUUCACGUUAGGACUGGAAUGGCAUGUUGACACGUCAGAUGCUAACUUUAUGACACGGCUAUUUUUGAGCCUAACGAAUUCUUCCCGCACACUAUUAGGAUUAUUAUAGUUGAUAGGUUCGUGUACUAGUCAUGCGAACAGAAGCUGCCUGGUUGAAAAACUCUAAAUUUCAUCGUUCAUCGAACAUCGUUUGUAAUUCGUUGCACGCCCAUUCGCACACUCAUUGUUAACUACAUCAUAAGACUCUUCGACAUAUUUCUGUUACAUAACUGAAAAGAUAUAAAUAUAUUUAACUACAUCACAAAA